GAUCACAACCUUCUGCUACACCGCAGCCAGAGAGGAGGGGAAGAUUCAGCCCUGAACCAAAGGACUCAAAUAAUCAGCUCCGAUAAAGACAACUUAACACUUUUUAGACUGCAGAUUAAUUUGAUUCUGCUCUACUUAACGAGAAGAUGACCAGUCUGUCAGAGAGAGCUCUUUUUAUUUUCUUUACAGCACAGGUGUUUACACUAGUCUGGUCCCAGGUGUGUCCUCGGAGAUGCCAGUGCCCCAAGGAGCCCCCCAUGUGUCUCCCUGGGGUGCCUUUGAUCCUGGAUGACUGCCUCUGCUGCCUGGUGUGUGCCCGUCAGAAAGGGCAGAUCUGCUCUGAAAUGAACCCCUGUGACACACGGAAAGGGCUGCAGUGUGAAUACAGUGCCGAUGUCCACAAGAGGACUGGAAUCUGCACCGCUCAUGGGGGAAAUGUGUGUGUUUUGGACGGUUCUGUCUACCAGAACGGCCAGACCUUCUUCCCCAGCUGUAAGUACCAGUGUAUGUGCCGCGAUGGGCAGAUCGGCUGCGUGCCCCGCUGCAACGUGGACGUGAUGCUGCCUGGGCCAGACUGCCCCGUGCCACGCAGGGUCCAGGUGCCCGGAGAGUGCUGCGAGAAGUGGGUGUGUGAUCCCCAGACUGAGGCCAGUGCACUGGGUGGCUUUGCUAUGGCAGCCUAUCGUCAGGAGGAGACAGUGAGCUUUGACGGUUGGGACUCCAGCCUGAACUGCAUUGAGCAGACCACAGAGUGGGGCGCCUGCUCUCAAACCUGCGGCAUGGGGGUGUCCACCAGGGUCACCAAUAAGAACCGUCGCUGUGAGAUGGUGAAGCAGAGCCGACUGUGUAUGAUUAGACCCUGUGACGACCAGUUAGACCGGACACAGCUGACUCAGCUUGCACCAAAGAGAGGCAGUAAAUGCCAGAGGAUGGUGAGGAGCGACACAACCAUCCACCUCUCCUACAAGAACUGCACCAGCGUCCAGGCCUACAAGCCUCGCUACUGUGGCUCCUGCACAGACGGCCGCUGCUGCACCCCACACAGAACCAAGACCGUCGUGGUGGACUUCCAGUGUGCCAACGGUAAAACCACCAGGAAGCCCGUCAUGGCGAUCCUGACCUGUGCCUGCCACAGCCACUGCCCCAGAGACAACGCCGUGUGGCAGCCAUCAGAGCUGGGUUACAGUGGCUAUCGCUCAUAAAGUCACACUUGAGGGACUGUGGCGUUCUCCUCACUUUAAACAAGAGUUGUGUUGACUCUGAAUUUCAGUUUGAAACAAGACUAUCCACAGAGACAGUAAUGUUAUUUUUGCUUUUUAUGGUCAGAAUCAUACUUGUAUUCAGAACAUGAGAAUCGUCUUUUGUGGUUGAGAUCAUAGAGACCUAAAUAGCUCUAUAUCUCUCUUUUGGAGAGAAGUUUAGUUGUGUAACAUCCUGUGGACAAAUAUGUGUCAUCUUCACUACUUUAAAGCAGAAUCAAAGCACUUAAAUCUUGCGAUAUAUUGAUUCUCUGCAGAUCCAGACUUUGGUUGGACAGUUUUUGGUAGGUGCUCUUACAGCUUGGAAGAGAUUAUUGAGGUAAAACAGCCUCUAUUAAUUAGUAUGAAGGUGUGCAGUUGGAGGGUAGUGCAGACAUACCAGAAUGUCGUGGUUGUCAUGGACUGUUUGACUGACAGUUGAAUUGGCCAAUUGGUAAAAAAAAUUAUAGUUUUUUUUUUUUUAAUAAAGAGCAUGAAACCAUAGUGUUCACCCCUAAUCAUGAGGAGGAAAGCUUCAGCAAUAGAAUGAAAUAUCUUUAAGCGUGUCCUCUUCCAGAAUAAAUUAAAACAUCUACAGGAAUAUGACACUCUGACGCAUUUCAGGCAAAUAAAGAAGAGCAGCAAGAAGGCAGAAGGAAUUAAGGGCUAUAGCGUGAGCUGUUACUUUUCGGUAGCACUGCUGUGGAAUCUUUUCAACUGUGGGACACAUUUUUUAAAUAACUGGACUGUGUCCUUUGACCUGGUCCAAACCAAGGGCUCAACAUAUGAAAGACAGGUCACUGUAGUGACUCAGUGUCAUUUUUAACAUUUCCCUGAAACCAUACCCCUGUUGUAAAAUGUCUUAAGUCUACGCUUCCAUCAAUAAAUGCAAAUGUAGGUUUUAGAAGUUUUUUUGUUAUAAGUAGUGCACAUAAAAGGCUAUUUUUAUGAUGACAAAAGUUUUGUAAAUACUUGCUGCAUAGCUUGUCUGACUGAGUGUGUAUCAAAUACACAGCUUGAAUCGGUGACAAUGUAAAGAUAGAUUGUACAUAUUGGUACAUGGUAUUGUUUUGCUUACUACUUGAAUUGUACUUCACACUGCUUGGUGCUGUA
Messenger RNA from Epinephelus fuscoguttatus (brown-marbled grouper), 2351 nucleotides. RefSeq names its product CCN family member 3-like. Gene Ontology annotation, molecular function: integrin binding; heparin binding. Lineage: Eukaryota; Metazoa; Chordata; Actinopteri; Perciformes; Serranidae. Gene Ontology annotation, biological process: cell adhesion; signal transduction. The transcript has 5 exons. The coding region runs from base 147 to 1202 and encodes 351 amino acids. The record is from RefSeq and is a predicted model, not a curated record. Gene Ontology annotation, cellular component: extracellular region; extracellular matrix.